GAACCUAUCAGACGCAUGUUGUGUUGUGUACAAAAAGAAACGUCAAAACGUCGAGCGAACCAAAACGAAACGGCCGGGUUUAAUAAGCAACCCACUGGAUAAAAACCGCAAAGGAUCAGGCACAGGACACACGAUUGUUUACCAGAGAGAGCGAGAGCGGCGGACCCGUAGCGAACCGCUCCCCCAAGAAGCGGCGGCCCCAAAAAAUUCGCCCGCAAGAGAAUCCACCAAAACCACACACACACACAGACGCACGCUCGGCACACUCACACACACACACACACGCGCGCAACCAAGGAGCAAAAGAAGAAUUGCGCCAGAAGAAGCAGCAGCAACUAGAAUCUACAGAAUCUACGGGAGAUCCACAGGUUCUUCUUCUUGCAGCGGUAGAAGCAGCGGCCGAAGGAAUCACCAGUAAUUACCUAGUAGGAUCCAGGAUCAGCGGAAUCAGCAUUGCCAGGAUGAGCAUGGAGAAAGUAGCCAGCAAGCAGUACGAGUCGAAAAUCUGGCCAGAUCUCGUCGACAGCGACGACAGCGAUGUGGAGAACGAGAUAGACGUGGACAAGCUGCCGCCGCUGGAGGUGGCGCCCGGCGAGAACCGGCUGCAGCACACAUACUGCCUCUGGUUCUCCCGCAAGGGGACGCAGCGGGCGGCCGCCGACUACAGCAAGUCGCUGCACGUGGUCGGCCGGUGCGCCAGCGUGCAGCAGUGGUGGUCGCUCUACUCGCACCUCAUCAGGCCCACCGCCUUGAAGCCGUAUAGGGAGCUCAGCCUGUUCAAGCAGGGCAUCAAGCCGAUGUGGGAGGACCCGGCGAACAGCAAGGGCGGCCAGUGGGUGAUACGGCUGCGCAAGAACAAGAUCGAAAGGGCCUGGGAGAACGUCUGCAUGGCGAUGCUCGGCGAGCAGUUCCUCGUCGGCGACGAGAUAUGCGGAAUCGUCCUACAGACCAAAUAUCCGGAGGAUAGCUUAUCAGUAUGGAACCGGACUGCCACUGAUAUGACCAGUACAACACGUAUCCGUGAUACGUUACGCAGGAUAUUAAAUAUACCUCUAACAACGGCAAUGGAGUAUAAGAUACACUGUGAUAGCCUUAAAUAUGUUUCAAUGCCCAGGCGUCGAAAUCGAAGGCUGGGGAAUCUGUUUAAUAAAAAUCGAUACUCAUUUAAUUCAAGAUACGGAAGAUCAUAGCUAAAAGUCUUUGAUGAUCAAGUCAUUUGUGAUUUUGGAAAUGUUUAUGGUUUAAGAAGGGACGUGCAUAGAAAAUCCACUAAUUUAAAAU
Molecule: messenger RNA, 1281 nt
Organism: Drosophila takahashii
Lineage: Eukaryota; Metazoa; Arthropoda; Insecta; Diptera; Drosophilidae
Gene: eIF4EHP
Product: eukaryotic translation initiation factor 4E homologous protein
Biological process (GO): translational initiation
Cellular component (GO): eukaryotic translation initiation factor 4F complex
Molecular function (GO): translation initiation factor activity; RNA 7-methylguanosine cap binding
Source: RefSeq, a predicted model, not a curated record